Musca domestica (house fly) is the source of this 1210-nucleotide messenger RNA. RefSeq names its product troponin I (gene wupA). Bases 182 to 988 code for a protein of 268 amino acids. NCBI's taxonomy places the organism in Eukaryota, Metazoa, Arthropoda, Insecta, Diptera, Muscidae. Gene Ontology annotation, cellular component: troponin complex. The transcript is spliced from 11 exons. Gene Ontology annotation, biological process: muscle contraction. The record is from RefSeq and is a predicted model, not a curated record.
UCAUUGCCUCUGCCCAUGGGGAAAAAUGAUCUGCUGCCAUCCAUUGACCAAAAUAUAGUCUGCCGUUAGUCGUCGGACCGUUCAGUCUUUUUCGUUCGAACAGUGCUUAACGAGUAGUGUGUUAGACCGCACACCUUUUUUAAUUCCUUUAAGACACUUCACCUAAAUCACAAAAUCUAACAUGGCUGAUGAGGAGAAAAAAGCAGCGGCACCGGCACCAGCUCCAGCAGCUGCACCAGCGGCAGCCCCAGCUGCUGCUCCCGCGGCGGCGGCACCAGCUGCCGCAGGAGCCAAACCAGCAGCUGCACCCGCUGCUGGAGCAGCUCCUGCUGCAGGAGCAGCACCCGCCGCCGGAGCAGCGCCCGCUGCUGGGGCAGCACCAGCCAAAAAUGGCAAAGUCGAUGAGGCAAAGAAGGCUAAACAAGCCGAAAUCGAGCGCAAGCGUGCUGAAGUACGCAAGCGUAUGGAAGAAGCUUCCAAGGCUAAGAAGGCCAAGAAGGGUUUCAUGACCCCUGAAAGAAAGAAGAAACUCAGGUUGUUGCUCCGCAAGAAAGCCGCUGAAGAAUUGAAGAAAGAACAAGAACGCAAAGCCGCCGAACGCAGACGUAUCAUCGAAGAACGUUGUGGCAGCCCCAGAAACCUUAGUGAUGCCAGCGAAGAGCAACUUAAGCAAAUCUGCAAACAAUACCACGACAGAAUUUGCAAUUUGGAGAACGUUAAGUACGACCUCGAAUACGUUGUCAAGCGCAAGGAUGUUGAGAUCAACGAUCUCAAUGCCCAAGUUAACGAUCUUCGUGGCAAGUUCGUCAAGCCUGCUUUGAAGAAGGUUUCCAAGUACGAAAACAAAUUCGCCAAGCUCCAAAAGAAGGCUGCCGAAUUCAACUUCCGUAACCAAUUGAAGGUUGUCAAGAAGAAGGAAUUCACAUUGGAAGAAGAAGAGAAGGAGAAAAAGAUUAAAGAUAGUGUAUUAACUAAAGCCAAAAAGUAAGAAACCCGACUGGUCCAAGGGCAAACCUGGUGAUGCUAAGGAACAUGCUCCAGAAACACCGGCUCCAGCUUAAUUUGCCAGCAAUUGCAAAUAGGAAAUUUAAAAUUAUUAGUUUUUUUUUCUGCUGUAUUCAGUGCAAAUUCUUUACUUUUUAAAACAACAAUUUUAUUACCCAAAAAAAUAAUGUAAAAAUUAUUAACAAAAAAAUAAAUUAUUUUAAAU